AUGCAGGUUCUCAACUACAUGGCAGCAUGUGUGAAAGGCUUUUCAGCGUUUGUCUUGGGACUGGUACUCUUUAACAUCACCAUCAAUAACAAAGAUAAUAGGAUUGAGCACACCCUCAUCAAGUUUGCUGGUGACAAGAAGCUGAGUGGUGCAGUUGAUACAGAAGAAGGAAGGAAUACCAUCCAGAUGGACCCUGAUAAACUCGAAAGGCCACCCAACCAGAACAAAGAGGUGGACAAGAUACUUUACAGACAGAUUCUGGGGUGCAUUAAGAAGAGCGUCCAGCAGGUCGAGGGAGGUGAUCCUCCCCCUCUACUCUGCCCUGGUAAGGCCUCAUCUGGAGUACUGUGUCCAGUUCUGGGCUCCCCAGUACAAAAAGACAGGGAUCUCUUGGAAAGAGUCCAGCGGAGGGCCACAAAGAUGGUGAAGGGCCUGGAGCAUCUCCCCUAUGAAGAAAGGCUGAGUGAACUGGGUCUGUUUAGCCUUGAGAAAAGACGACUGAGAGGGGACUUGAUCCAGGUUUAUAAAUAUCUGAGGUGUGGCGGCCAUAGUGGUGAGGCCAGUCUCUUUUCAGUGGUACUUGGAGACAGGACGAGGGGAAACGGACAUAAGCUGCAGCAUAGGAAGUUUCGCACGAAUGUGCGUAAGAACUUCACGGUGAGGGUGACGGAGCACUGGAACAGGCUGCCCAGGGAGGUGGUUGAGUCACCAUCCCUGGAUGUGUUUAAAAACCAUUUGGAUGUGGUGCUCAGGGACAUGAUUUAGUAGAGGGUUGAUAGUUAGGGUAGUGUGG
Meleagris gallopavo (turkey) is the source of this 793-nucleotide messenger RNA. The record is from RefSeq and is a predicted model, not a curated record. NCBI's taxonomy places the organism in Eukaryota, Metazoa, Chordata, Aves, Galliformes, Phasianidae.